AUGGCCAAUUUGCUAAAAGAAGUAUAUGAAAAGACAAGUGAACAUACUGCUUUUUAUACUGGUGGUGAUAUUCACUGGACUUCGGAUGGAGGGCACUUCCUUUGUCAAUGUGAAGAUGUUAUAAAAGUCAUUGACACAAACACUUUAUGCAAUGUUUUAACCAUAGUUGUCAAGUAUCACCCGGAUGUUUCAAAGCAAAUAAUUUUUGGAGCUGCAGAUGAUACAAAAAUAAGAUCAUGGGAUUGUAAAUCUGGCCAAAAAACGCAGAACACUGCGCUAGAGUGUCCAUCUCUCGACAAAGGCGACAGCUACACGCAGUCGGAGUUCCUGUCGCGGUUGGCUCACGAGUGCCGCUACGACCGACUACUCCUACCUACUUACCAGACCGGUGACGUGGUGUACGUCCACGCCAGUGCCUACGUCUACUUCAUACAGCCUGCCGAAGCACACGAUUUGAACUUCAAAUUGCACUUCCUUCUGCAACUGCGCUGGACUGAUGCACGCUUGGCGUACGCCCUGUAUUCGCCUGAACGGACGAAGAUAAUCGGCGAGAGCGACCUGCGCCAACGAAUAUGGGUGCCCCACCUGUACAUGUCCAACGAGCAGUCCUCAAGCUUGAUGGGCACAGACAGCAAAGACGUCCUGAUCUCCAUCGCCCCCGACGGGGAGGUGUUGUUCAGUCGGCGAAUGCAAGCCGUGCUGUAUUGUUGGAUGAACCUUCAAAAGUUCCCAUUUGACGAUCAGACUUGCUCGAUGAACUUAGAGAGCUGGAAGUAUAACGCAUCGAUAUUGCGCUUGAUGUGGGAGAAAGAUAAUCCGGUUCGACUGUCGUCGGAACUGCACUUGACGGAAUACUCUUUAUUGGACUACUGGACCAACGAGUCAGUCGUCCGGGGCGACAUUGUGAACAUGCGUUUGGGAGGAGGUAGAUCCGGGAAUUACAGCGCCCUUAAAUUCACCUUCAAAUUGGGCCGUGAGGUCGGCUAUUACCUGAUGGAUUACUUCAUACCCUCGAUGAUGAUCGUCGCUAUGUCAUGGGUCACCUUUUGGUUGCAGGCCGAUGCUUCAGCGCCUAGAAUUACUUUGGGAACCAGUACAAUGUUAUCGUUUAUUACACUCGCUUCAUCUCAAGCGAAGACACUUCCAAAGGUCUCAUACAUAAAAGCCAGUGAGGUCUGGUUCCUUGGUUGCACUGGAUUUAUCUUCUCGGCGCUUGUAGAGUUUGCCUUUGUGAAUACUAUUUGGCGAAGAAAGAAAGUCGUAAGUCUUAAGAAGGUUAACAGCAAAUAUAUAUUGAAGAGCACAUUAACGCCACGACUUGCGAGGAAAGAGUUGCAGAAAGAAUUGCAGGAAUCAUCGCCCCAUCUCACCAAGUCCCGUUCAUGCUCUUCACUGCAGCAGGAGACUAGCAGCGAUCCAGCUGGCCCUGGCUACAAUAACUAUCUCACUGUACAUAGCUUCCCAUCCGCGUUGAACCUGCCUACCAUCACCACACAGAGCUAUGAUGAACUGAUAGCGGGGCAGGGUGGUCAGCGGUCAGCAGGCAGCGAGGGGUCCGAUGAACCGCCUAAGCACCACACUUGGACCACAAUGACGCCGCAGGAAAUCGCCACAUGGAUCGACAAACGCUCCCGCGUGCUUUUCCCAUGUCUCUUCAUUUUCUUCAACAUCAUCUACUGGACCUUCGUCUACUGCCUG
Messenger RNA from Iphiclides podalirius (scarce swallowtail), 1698 nucleotides. Lineage: Eukaryota; Metazoa; Arthropoda; Insecta; Lepidoptera; Papilionidae. The record is from the annotation of a GenBank genome assembly.